UCGUGAUUUUUUGUGCAAAUUUUCCUCAAAAUCGAUUCAAUGUACAUUCCAAAGGAUUAGUUUCCUACUUAAAAUCCAACAGUGCGCAUGCUAGCAUUAGGAAAUCGCAAAACAUCCCGCCGAGCAUCAUGAACGACGCUAAAGUUAGCGUAAGCUUCUCGUGUCAGCGCUGUCUGCAGCCAAUCCACAUCGAUGAUUCCUUUGCUGCCCUCGGGGAGCACACCCUGGCCGAAUUGGCUCUACCCAUCAAUUCGCACAUCGAGGUGGAUAUCGAAUCGCAAUCUGCCAGUAUGGAUCACUUUGUUCCUCCAUUCCGCUUCGCGGAAUGCAGCGGAACCGAUACCAAUGGGUUUAUGUUACUUUCCGAUGGUCCGGAUCGUGAGUCACUUAGCCAAAAUUUACGCGUCAAAGCGGAGCUGUUUGAUACGCUUUCGAAUAAUUCCGAAAUCGAUCAUCCUCUAUGUGACGAGUGCACGGAUACUCUGCUGGAGUUGAUGGACAAACAGCUGAAGAUGGCAGAGGACGAAUGGAACGAUUAUAAUAACUACCUGAAAAAGCUAGAGAUGACGGACGACGUUCCGAACGUGGAUCUGCUGGAGAAAGAACUGUCUGAUUUGAAAGGCGACGAAGAACGAUUACUGCAAGAGUUGGCCGAAUUGACCCGCGAGGAAGAUGCUAUCAAAUUGGCUGUUAAGGAGCAUGAGACGGAGAAACAGAGGCUCAGUAAUGAGGAGGAGAAGUACUGGCGGGAGUAUACCAAGCAUCGGAGGGAUGUGAUUACAACGGAGGACGAAUUCCGAUCGCUCGAGUGCCAAAUGUCGUACGCACAGGUCCAGCUUGACAAGCUCAAAAAGACCAACGUGUUCAAUGUAACGUUUCACAUUUGGCACUCGGGACACUUUGGAACGAUCAACAACUUCCGUUUGGGGAGGCUGCCUUCGGCACCGGUUGACUGGUCGGAGAUAAAUGCCGCCUGGGGACAAACUUGCCUGCUGCUGUCCGCGUUGGCUAGGAAGAUGAACCUAACGUUCAAGAACUACCGGUUGGUACCAUACGGUAAUCAUUCGCACAUAGAAGUGCUGAGCGAUGGGAAGGAACUUCCACUGUACGGGAGCGGCGGAUUUCGGUUUUUCUGGGACACAAAGUUCGACGCUGCAAUGGUGGCUUUUCUGGAUUGUCUACAGCAGUUCAAGGAGGAGGUAGUCAAGAAAGAUCCGGACUUUUGCCUGCCCUAUCGAAUGGAGAAGGGCAAGAUAGAAGACUCCGCUACGGGGAACAGUUAUUCAAUCAAGAUUCAGUUCAACUCUGAGGAGCAAUGGACCAAGGCGCUUAAAUUUCUGCUGACGAAUUUAAAAUGGGGACUUACUUGGGUGUCCUCGCAGUUUACCGAGGAAAAACAGGUCGCCUAAAAUUGGCUGAUGCUGAUUGAUAGUGAAAUGUUCUGUACGUAUGUUGAUAUUUAUUAACUUUACUUUAAUUUGGCUUUAACGAAAAGAAUCAUUUAAGAAUAAGACGAUUGAUUGUGUAGAGAGAAUUAGAACUUUGUAAAUGUUUAUGUAUCUAUGAAUUGGGAGAUAAACUGUUAGC
This is a messenger RNA of Ochlerotatus camptorhynchus, 1587 nucleotides long. It is a transcript of the gene Atg6, whose product is annotated as Beclin-1-like Atg6. The transcript has 3 exons. The record is from RefSeq and is a predicted model, not a curated record. Gene Ontology annotation, cellular component: phosphatidylinositol 3-kinase complex, class III, type II; phagophore assembly site; phosphatidylinositol 3-kinase complex, class III, type I. Bases 129 to 1409 code for a protein of 426 amino acids. NCBI's taxonomy places the organism in Eukaryota, Metazoa, Arthropoda, Insecta, Diptera, Culicidae. Gene Ontology annotation, biological process: autophagy; cellular response to nitrogen starvation; autophagosome assembly.